Messenger RNA from Penicillium samsonianum, 1650 nucleotides. RefSeq names its product phytoene desaturase family protein. The transcript is spliced from 4 exons. The record is from RefSeq and is a predicted model, not a curated record. Gene Ontology annotation, biological process: carotenoid biosynthetic process. NCBI's taxonomy places the organism in Eukaryota, Fungi, Ascomycota, Eurotiomycetes, Eurotiales, Aspergillaceae. The coding region runs from base 1 to 1650 and encodes 549 amino acids. Gene Ontology annotation, molecular function: oxidoreductase activity.
AUGGCUGGACCGUCUGUAAUUGUUGUUGGGGCUGGUGCUGGUGGCAUUGCCACGGCCGCUCGACUGGCCCAGCAAGGAUGCAAAGUGAAGGUGAUAGAAAAGCAAGGUUUCGUGGGAGGAAGAUGCUCCCUGCUAUACCAUCAAGAUCACCGCUUCGACCAAGGGCCAUCCCUCCUUCUCAUGCCAGAACUCUUCGAAGAGACCUUCCGCGAUCUGAACACAUCAAUAGAACAAGAGAAGGUUGAGAUCUUAAAAUGUGAGCCCAAUUAUUGUAUUUGGUUUGCAGAUCAUGACAUCGUUGAAUUAUCCUCUGAUCUGGCACGCCUCAAGAGGGAAGUCGAGCGAUAUGAAGGCCCAGGUCGAUUCUCCAAUCUAUGUGCAUUCCUUGCUGAAGCAGGGAGAAAUUACGAGCUCUCCUUGGAACAUGUUCUUCGCAAAGAUUACCCAGGUGCGUUGAGUACGUUGAGUCUGUUGAGACCGGACGUAUUAUGGGCACUACUGCGGAUGCGUCCAUGGACUAGUGUGUACGGUCGCGUAUCAAAAUACUUCCAGUCCGAACGAAUGAGAAGAGUGUGGACUUUCUCUUCAAUGUAUAUGGGAAUGAGCCCGUAUAGCGCCCCCGGUACAUAUUCUCUGUUGCAAUAUAGCGAAACGGUGGAUGGGAUCGGUUAUCCGAGAGGAGGCUUCCAAGCAGUUCUUCAGGCCAUCGCAGAUAUUGGCGAAAGAUAUGGAGUACAAUACCGUCUCAAUAAUGCUGUCGAGUCAGUCAUUCUUUCGGAUGACGACAAAAUAGCAAAGGGCGUUCGUCUUGCUUCAGGAGAAGUGCUAUAUGCCGAUCUUGUGGUCCUGAAUGCCGAUCUUGUUUAUUCAUAUAACGAGCUUCUUCCACCUUCUCGCGAGGCCAACGCACUGAAGCGUCGCUCUACCUCCUGCAGCAGUAUCUCGUUUUUCUGGGCAUUCGACGAAGUGCUACCUCAACUCAGAACACAUAACGUAUUCCUGGCCGAAGAAUAUCGGGCAAGCUUUGACUCUAUAUUCAACGACCACACCCUCCCGGCAGAGCCAUCAUUCUAUGUCAACGUUCCUAGCCACGUGGACUCCACCGCAGCACCCGACGGGAAAGAAACAGUCGUCGUCUUAGUUCCCAUAGGCCAUUUAACAUCAAAUGGAGCAGACUAUGAUUCUCAGGCUUGGAAGAAGGUCGUAUCAAAGACCAGGGAGUUUGUUCUCAAUGCCAUCGAAUCUCGCACCGGAUUGAGGGAUCUUCGGUCGAAGAUCGUCUUUGAAAAAUAUGAGACACCACUUACAUGGGAGUCAAAGUACAACCUUGAUCGUGGCGCAAUUCUAGGCUUGUCACACUCAUUUCUCAAUGUCUUGACGUUUCGUCCAAAGAGCAAGCAUCCGAGUAUUGAGAACUUGUAUUUUGUCGGGGCCAGUACGCACCCUGGCACCGGGGUUCCAGUAUGCUUGGCAGGUGCCAAGCUAGUUGCCGAAAAGAUUAUGAAAGCUUACAAGAAAAGAGGUAGUGAUGGGACCGGAUCGAGGGUUGGAACUGUGUUUGCAAUUACAAGUAUGUUGUUGGCUUUGGUUUCGGUGAUCAUCAGUUGGGCCGACAUGAGCAAUUGGGGCAAAGAUGUGAUAUUUGUCUAA